Messenger RNA from Pseudomyrmex gracilis, 1417 nucleotides. RefSeq lists its product as uncharacterized. The coding region runs from base 82 to 630 and encodes 182 amino acids. Lineage: Eukaryota; Metazoa; Arthropoda; Insecta; Hymenoptera; Formicidae. The record is from RefSeq and is a predicted model, not a curated record. The transcript has 3 exons.
AUAAAAGCAUAUGUUCCAAGUGGAUCCGACACAGCUUCUGCAAAAAAAUUGAGGCAAACUUCUUUUCGCUUUUUUGAACGGAUGCAGUUUUUGGAAAUAACAUUAGCCACAGAAACCACCAUCAACUCUUUACCAUUUGAACCAGCAUCACUGCCUAGUACGUCAGCAUCAGAUCAUUCUUUAUUUGACAGCAACUGUUCUGAUUCGAUAAUCAAUUUAGACGUGAGUUCACCCGAAACAUCGCAACAGAACUGUUCUGAUUCGAUAAUCAAUUUAGAUGUGAGUUCACCCGAAACAUCGCAACAGUCAACAACGUCAAAACUGACGCACAACGAACCGAUAUCUGCAUCUUAUCUUUUUUCUUCAAAUACGGUUGCAUCAAAUGCCAAUUCAUCCAGUGUAUCAAAGAAUAAACGAAAGCGUUUUAAUAGUACUGAAAACGAAAAGAAGAUACAGGAAAGCUUAUUAGAAGCUUUAUGUUACCCAUUAAAGCAGCCAGAUGCAAUCGACGGAAUAUUGCUUAGAUUAGGUGAAGGUCUUCGUCGUUUACCUUACCGAGAAAGAACUCAAUUAGAAAUUCAAUGGUUACGCGAACUUAUGGCAGUUGAAGAACGAUGUUCUAAUAACUAAUGAAUAAGAUAACUUGGUUUAUUUAUUAUUUUGUUUAUUUUUAAAUUUUUAUACAGUUGAUCCGUUACUAUACAGUUACUAUGCAGUAUUAUAUAGUUUAUUGUAAUUUUAUUUUAUGAUUGCACUGAAUCUAAUUAAGUUACUUGUAAAUUGUGCAAUAUGUAAAUGUUUAAUUAUAGAUAAAGUCGUGCUACAGUUUAUGUAAAUGUUUUUGAUUAUCUGUUUUUUACAUUAAUCAUUAUAUUUAAAAAUUAUUAUUAAGCACUUUAUCCCAUUGCCAGGACAACGCGCUAAUAUCAUUAAAAAAAUUUGUAAAAUCUUCUCUAAUUUUUCUAGCUGUAGCAGAAUUAGAAGAACGAUCUUUCGNUAGAUUUCUCAAACCAUCAGAUAUUAUUGCUUGGUCUUGUGCAGUAAAAUUUGAAUAAUGUGUUUGUGUCACAUUUGAAUUUCUUUCGAUAAUCAUUAUAUAAUUAUGUAAAGCAGUUGUCGCCUGAAUAAUCUUUCGAACUGUAGAUACAGAAGCAAUUAUCGGUUUUCCGUAUAUCCUCCAUCGAGCAGCGAGUAUUCCAAACGCGCAUUCUAUUGAUCGUCUAGCACGACUUAAUCUAUAAUUAAAAAUCUUUUUUUUUAUGUCGAGAUUCUUUCGCAAGUAUGGCCUCAUCAUAAAUGUCGUUAACGGGAAUGCAUCAUCUGCGACUAAUACAUACGGCAAUUUUAUAUUACUAUUUAUAACAUAUUUUGCCUCAGGUAGUUGAAGCGAUCCAUUGAAGAAUCGCUUACCUAUCUC